GGUUUAUUUACUCGCAGAAACACGAUCGCUGGCGUUUGUGGUUCUAGUCGUCUCUGACCCGCUGGUCGCAGUCGAGUUCUGUUCUCCGUUCAAACUUUCAGCUCUAAUCGGCAAAGAAAACUAUAAAUACGCGCACAGCUAAAACAUUGAGAAUGUCUGUGACCACAAUCGCCUUCGUCUCGACCACGAACUCUCGCAGUCUCAGCCACUUGUUCAAGACCAACAGAAAUACAAUUUUGUUUGACCCAUUUGUGCCCACUUGCAGAAAUUCGUUUUCAAAGCCACCAUAUCUCCGUCAACGCUUCUCCAGAAUCUUCUAUGGGGCUUCUGGGGAAAGCUCAAUCAGUACUGGCUUCAAACCCUUUUUUCCUCCUGUCAUGGAGUGGCAGGAUUGCACGGUUAAGAUGGAAAUUAAUGUGCCUAUCUCAGUUGCUUAUAAAUGCUACUCUGAUCGCGAAGCAAUUCCGAAAUGGAUGCCUUUUAUUUCUUCUGUGAAGAUAUUGGAAGACAAGCCUGACCUAUCAAGGUGGUCAUUGAAGUAUGAAGCUUUUGGUCAGAAUAUUGAGUACUCUUGGCUUGCUCGAAAUAUGCAACCCAUCACUAACCAGAAAAUCCACUGGAGAUCUCUGGAAGGUCUUCCUAACAGGGGUGCUGUUCGUUUCUUCCCGAAAGGUCCUGAAUCAUGCAUUGUAGAACUAACUGUUUCCUAUGAAGUUCCCCAACUUUUAGUUCCAGUGGCAUCAGCUCUGCAACCAUUUCUUGAAGGCCUACUCAAAAGUGGUUUAGAACGAUUUGCAACUUUUGCAAAAAGCUCUUAGGCACAUUUAGUGGCCUUCCUAACUCAAUUGCUUCCAUUUUUUUCCCCUUUUUUUGAUGUGGAACAUUUUUAUGAAAUAUGAACUAUUUUCUUCAAUUAUGAUGUCAUUGUUUGGGCAACAGCAACCACCCAACCCCCUCCCUCCUCUUUUUCUUGUGGUUUCAUUUGGAUUGUAACAUUUACUCGUUCCUGGUUAUGUGAAUUUUUCAUUGAUGGGGGGGACUUUAUGCUUUG
This is a messenger RNA of Tripterygium wilfordii, 1051 nucleotides long. RefSeq lists its product as uncharacterized. The record is from RefSeq and is a predicted model, not a curated record. The transcript has 7 exons. NCBI's taxonomy places the organism in Eukaryota, Viridiplantae, Streptophyta, Magnoliopsida, Celastrales, Celastraceae. The coding region runs from base 153 to 818 and encodes 221 amino acids.